CGCACACUGGCACUCACACGGUGUCGUUGAGCUGACAGUGCCGGAGAUUUAUUACUUGAGGAGUUUGAACAUUUUUUUGCUGCUUUUUUGGUCCAAAUUGAUACACCUUUAAAAGACAAAGUCAAUCAAAAAUCCAAACAAACACAAAAACAUGAGCGUGCGUUGAUUUUACUUUCGAAAUAAAAUAAAUGCCAGGAAAUUAUCCGUAACAAUGACUUUCAAAAUUUCAAUCGUAUGAAACGCACGCCACGAAGACUAUCUUUUGCAGCUCCUUCUCUAGAUUUUUGUUGUAACUGACAAGUGACUAAGCCUACUAACUAUUUCGAACUGGCUUAAGUCGUUGGAAAAUUGAAAUUUUCAGGCGGGAAAUGGGAAUUAUUAUGGUUGGAAGUGGCUGAUUCAUUUGCAAAUCUCUUUAGCUUUCUAGCUGCAUAAAGCAAGAUGAAAGCUUGUUUAAUUUGGUUGUGUUGCAUCAUUGUUCUGCUAUCGGCUUGUCUCGUUCACAGCUCAAACCUCACGAGAAUAAAUCGAUUCAAACGCACUCUGCUGUCUAUAUAUCGUAUAAGAUGCACCAAAGAUCUUGUUUGGACGCCUCACAAUCGCUGUCGCCAGUGGCAUAAUGAAGAGAGAACAAAGAUCCCAAGUAUUCCCGCAGCUGUUCACACAACAAUUCUGUUGCUGAUCACGAGGAACUAAAGAUUCUCAGCUAUAUAUGUGGACAUCAGGACACACAAACACUCACUCAUCUGUCAACAUCAGUAUGGAAGUCUACAAGCUGUCCUUUCUCAUCGCUUUGCUGGGGGGAGUUAUCCAACUGACUUUCGCCCAGACCAGGGACUGCUCCGGCACUUGUAUUUCCAAUGUACGAUGCUCGCCCUACUUCAAGGAUCUUGUCUGGACAGUUGUGAAUGGUGCAUGUCGUGUCUAUCAAAAUGGCUGUAUCUUUGGAAACGAGAACUGCUCGAGGGCCAAUCAAUGCUUGCCACCUUUGGUUGCCACCUCUCAGGCGAAGUGUAAGAGGUUUUGCCAGAGACGAUGCCCCCGUGCGGGUGUACAAGUUUGCGGAUGGUUCCCCUAUAGCGACAGCGCCGGUCGAUACAAGUCCUACCCCAAUCGUUGUCUGUUGGAUCAAUAUGCCUGCCAAAAUUCUCAGGCCUAUGUAGGUGAACCAACACUGGGACCCUGCCCCCUCAACAUCAUAGCCAUUUGAUCGAGAAAUCAAGUUAAGGUUCACAAAUUAUUUAGAUAGAAUUCCAAUUCAUUCGUGGUCGCAAGUCAGUUCAAUAAGGUUCAAGUUUCUAUAAAUAUUUGAACAAUUCUUUCCGAUAAUUACAUACAUAUAUAUUUCCUAAAUAUUAAUUCAUUUCACUUAAAUAGAGAGCAUAAUAAACAAAACAAGUAUUCGCAGCUGUUUACACAGAAUUUCUGUGAGGUUCAUUAUACAUGGGUCUGAAGAUUAUUUUUAUAUAUUAUGGUAUUCACCGAAGAAGUCUCAGUUCUCUGCUAUCAUCAUAAUUAGUAGCAUGGGUAUCUGCAGGCUGUCGUUUCUCCUCGUCCUGCUUGGUGGAUUACAACAUCUGAGUGACGCCCAAACCAGGGGCUGUGCCAGGACUUGUAAUGUGUUUUUUCGAUGCUCGCCCUACUACAAAGAGCUGGUGUGGGCGGUUGUGGAUGGCGUUUGCCGCGUCUACCAGAACGGUUGUAUCUUUGGAAACGAAAACUGCACUAGGGUCAAUCAAUGCCUCACACCAAUGAAUGCCACCUCACCGGAAAAGUGUAAGGAGUAUUGCCCCAGGCGUUGUCCAAGUGAUGGUCAAGAAGUUUGCGGCUGGUUCCCGUACAUCAAUAACAUGGGGGUAAACAGUGAUCGUUACAUUAGCUUCCCCAAUCGCUGUCUGCUGGAUCAAUAUUCCUGCCAGAAUGAUAUCGCCUAUGCAUAUGAUCCAACCCUUGGACCCUGUCCCUAAUCGAAUGUGCCUCUCAAAAGAAUAAGAAGAAAAAUAAACUGCAAUAAUAUUUUUGCUAUGUAUUUUCCUAA
Molecule: messenger RNA, 2038 nt
Organism: Drosophila miranda
Lineage: Eukaryota; Metazoa; Arthropoda; Insecta; Diptera; Drosophilidae
Product: salivary glue protein Sgs-5-like
Exons: 6
Coding region: 713-1210 (165 amino acids)
Molecular function (GO): protein binding
Source: RefSeq, a predicted model, not a curated record